AUGUCGCGCGAUAUUUGGGCAGUUCCGCUUCAGCUCAACAACUUCAACAUCGUCUUGGCUCUGCUGGGCGGCUUCAUCUCGCUGUUUGGCCUGGUCUCGUUUCUUCUCAAGGAGAAUUACUAUCUCUCUGAAGCUCUCAUUUCCCUUUUGGUCGGCCUCGCGUUUGGUCCUAAUGGCGCAGACUUCAUAAGACCCAAGGACUAUGCGCAAUGUUCCGUAGAGGGCAUCUCCGAUGAGGACUGUCAACGGAACCUCAAUACCAUCACUCUCAAUUUCUCCCGCCUCGUCCUGGGCGUGCAGCUUGUCCUGGCAGGUGUCCAACUUCCGAGCAAGUACCUACGCAUGGAAUGGAAGUCUCUGAGUCUACUGCUGGGUCCGGGAAUGACAGGCAUGUGGAUAGCCACAAGCCUCCUCGUCUGGGGUCUUUCUGGGACGUCUAGCGUUCUACACGCCCUCGCCAUUGGCGCCUGUGUGACGCCAACGGAUCCUGUACUCUCCGCCGUCAUCGUCAAGGGAAAAUUCGCCGAUCAGAAUAUCCCAAAGGACCUCCAGGAUCUUAUCGUCGCCGAGUCGGGCGCCAACGACGGACUCGGAUACCCGUUUCUUUUCUUUGCUUUGUAUCUCAUCAAGUAUGUCGGCUCGGGUGCCACAUCGGGCGGUGCCGGCGACGCCAUGGGCCUGUGGUUCGCCUAUACUUGGGGGUAUACAAUCAUUCUGAGCAUCUUGUAUGGUGCUGUGGUCGGGUGGAUAGCCAAGGAACUCCUUCACUGGGCCGAGGAGCACAACUACGUUGAUCGCGAAAGUUUCCUCGUCUUUGCCAUUGCCCUCGCCUUGUUUGUCCUCGGCACUUGCGGGCUGGUUGGAACCGAUGACGUUCUUGCCUGUUUCAUCGCUGGAAACACAUUUACGUGGGAUGACUGGUUCCGCCUGGAGACCAAAGACGACUCUCUGCAGCCAACAAUCGACAUGCUCCUCAACGUCACCAUCUUUUUGUGGUAUGGCGCAUUCCUCCCCUGGGAAGACUUCGGCAGCAGCUCUGUCAUCUCUACCUGGCGCGUGGUGGUCCUCGGUCUCCUCGUACUCCUCUUAAGGCGGUUGCCUUGGGUAUUUCUCAUGCAUAAGCGUAUCCCCCAGAUCGUGGAUACCAAACAGGCAAUUUUUGUGGGCUUCUUUGGUCCCAUUGGCGUCUCGGCCAUCUUUUACCUGUUUAUUACCCUCGAGUUCAUCGAAGAGCAUCUCACCGAUGCGAAUGGGAUUACGAGGAGCGAUGUGAAGGAUCUCGGCGAGCUGGUUCGAAUUAUCGUCUGGUUUCUUACUGUUUGUAGUGUUGUCAUCCAUGGAUUGAGCAUCCCGCUUGGAAAGUUGGGAUAUCUCGCGCCCAGGAGAGUCGGCCGGGUUCUCAGCGAGACGUUCAGCGAUGAGCCACACUUGGUUGAAGCCCGACGAAAGAUCCCCAUUAUUGGAAAAUACCUGGUUGUUGAGCCCAAGCCAAGGGCUACGGGUCCUGUUGUCAUAUUGGACAGUCGGCCCCUUCAUUCGCGACCUGUCGCACCGACCAGCCCUGCGGACGCGAAUGCCCAGACUGAUGCUACCACUGGUACCGACACUCCUGUAGUUGGCGAGUCCGGGACGACAACUCCUCGACGGGACCGUGAAAUUCGAUUUACGGAUGAGGUGGUGUAG
Messenger RNA from Ilyonectria robusta, 1683 nucleotides. RefSeq names its product Sodium/hydrogen exchanger family-domain-containing protein. Gene Ontology annotation, cellular component: plasma membrane. Gene Ontology annotation, molecular function: sodium:proton antiporter activity. The record is from RefSeq and is a predicted model, not a curated record. Gene Ontology annotation, biological process: proton export across plasma membrane; regulation of membrane potential; sodium ion export across plasma membrane. Lineage: Eukaryota; Fungi; Ascomycota; Sordariomycetes; Hypocreales; Nectriaceae. Bases 1 to 1683 code for a protein of 560 amino acids. The transcript has 3 exons.